AUGGCUCUCCCUCCCAUUGUCAACGCGACGCUGCAGUCGGCCAUCCUGGCCGGCACCUCCAACCUGUUGGCCCAGGCGCUGACGGCCUACCGCUCCGAUAGCCAACUCGUCAUCGAUUGGGUGCCCGUCUUCCAGUUCAUCAUGAACGCCAUCGUCUGCACGCCGCCCAACUUCAUGUGGCAAGACUUCCUCGAGCAGAGCUUCCCGGCCUACCACGUCUCCCCGACCCGGGACGCGGUCGCAUCCGCCUCGGCCUCCGACGAGAAGGAGCUCGACCGCGAGGCGCGCGAGAACAAGCUCGUCGAGCCCAAGCUCAACAUCCGCAACACGAUCAUCAAGCUCCUCCUCGACCAGACCGUCGGCGCCGCCCUCAACACCCUCGCCUUCAGCAUGUUCGUCGGCGGCAUCCAGGCCGCCAUGGCGCGCCCCGCGCACCUGUCUGCCCCGGAGGACUCGGCCAGGUUCCUCGUCUCGCGCGGCGCCAUCGACUACGGCCGGGUCGACUGGAAGGUCGUCGUCGCGCGGGCGCGGGCGGACUUCUUGCCCAUCUUCUUCGCGGGCCUGAAGCUCUGGCCGCUCGUCAGUCUUGUGAACUUUAGUUUUAUCAAGAGCAUCGAGGGCAGGAACUUGGUGGGCGCGUUGGCUGGUGUCGUUUGGGGGAUUUACAUGAGCUUGGUUGCGGCGCAAUGA
Colletotrichum karsti is the source of this 690-nucleotide messenger RNA. Its product is annotated as Mpv17/PMP22 family protein. Bases 1 to 690 code for a protein of 229 amino acids. NCBI's taxonomy places the organism in Eukaryota, Fungi, Ascomycota, Sordariomycetes, Glomerellales, Glomerellaceae. The transcript has 3 exons. Gene Ontology annotation, cellular component: membrane; cytoplasm. The record is from RefSeq and is a predicted model, not a curated record.